AUGGCGACUCCAAACUCUACGCCCAGUCGCUCGGCCAUACCAACAGCUACACCUUCCGCAGCCCGUCAACGUACUAGGUCCCGAAGCCACACCAGGUGUACACAUAUGACAAUGACCCGCUUGUACACCCAAGACUUUAAAUGUGAGAUCUGUCUCCAGAUUCCGUCAAUAGGCUGGCUGUGGAGAUGUAGCCAAGACCGAGAAUUGAUGCUGGAACAUGCUCUGGAGCGUGGCUAUCUAGAGAAGAUGGAUGGUCUCAGUGACAUCUUUCCAGUACCAACUUCGCCGAUGAAGGGAAGUCCCGCUGCCCGGGUAUCGAAGUUCAGCUUUUUGGAGGAGGUUAGUGAGGAGGCCCUCAAAACAUACACACCAGAACAGGUGACCCAGAUACUCAACCAGAGAGCUCGUGUAUUGGAGGUAGCUAGAGGGAUGGAUCCUGCAACCCCAGACGACGAACCGAUUCGUUCAACCGGCUCAACCGAUAAUACUUCAUCACCAUCGCGCCCAAAACCUUCUGAGUCUCCAUCAAAGAAACCCGCAAAGCCACCGAGAAAACCCUGGUUGCCUGCGAAUGGUACAGAGUGCCAAUUCAAGUGCUGCCACCAUUGCCGACGUUCUUUCUCCAGCCGGGGCUUCCUUAGUCUCAACGGAAUAGUCAAUGGUGACCUCCCUCUAACUGUAACCACUGGCUUUGGAUUCCAUCUUCAGAAACACAGACCUGUUGCCCUUGUCAAACACGUAAAGAACCUCGGUCUUCGACCAUCUCCCCCUCCACGUGACCCGAAUUCCAGCCCCCAAAGAGUGCAAAUGCAACAGAGAAAUCAAGUACACUCACCAGCAAUUCGUCGCCGAGAAGGGGGACGGCGGAUUGCUGGGGGAAAGGGGCGUGGAAAGGAGUCGGGGUCGACGAGGCCGAAUCCUAGACCCGGGGGAGGGGGGCGGCGGACGGCUGGGGGGAGGGGGCGUUGGAGGGAGAUGGGGUCGACGAGGCCAAAUCCUAGACCUGGGGGAGGGGCAGGUCUAGGACUCGGUCUCAUCGACCCCGCCUCCGCGAACCCAUUCCUCGAACGCCCCCUCCCCUCAGCAGUCCGCCGCCCUCCCCCCCCAGGUCUAGGGUUCGGCCUCGGCGACCCCUUCUCCAUCCAACGCCCCUUUCCCCCAGCAAUCCGCCGUCCCCCUUCCCCAGGUCUAGGACUUGGUCUCGUCGACCCCGCCUCCGCGAUGCCACUCGACCAACGCCCCCUUCCCCCAGCACCCCCUAUCCGCGAUCCAUCCUCUCCCUUCAACAUCUCCAUCUACAACCAACAACGCCAGCCAAUGACUCCCCGAAUCGCUCCCCAAAUGCCUCCCCGCCACCGCCAACGCUCCACCCCCAGCACCGCAAAUUUCGAAAUCGCAGUCCGCACUCCGCUGCCCGCGCAAUCACCCCAAGAGCUAGCCACCAUCUCCACGCCCAUGACGCCGAUGCAGGAGAGCGAGCGGGUCGGCAUCCUCGGUAGAGCGCCGCUGGAUCUGGGAAAUGGCGUUGCCGUCACCGAGGAGGCUGUCGGUUUGCACGUUCCGGAUCUGAUUACGCAGUUCUGAGCUUAUGACGUUGGGAAUGGGCACGGCGUACGUGUGUUGGAGUAUUGGGAGUUGUGAUUACAGAGGGCAUUGUUUGAUUAUUUGGAUUUGUGACAGUCUUUGCGCAGUGGUUAC
Molecule: messenger RNA, 1698 nt
Organism: Amorphotheca resinae ATCC 22711
Lineage: Eukaryota; Fungi; Ascomycota; Leotiomycetes; Helotiales; Amorphothecaceae
Exons: 4
Coding region: 1-1584 (527 amino acids)
Source: RefSeq, a predicted model, not a curated record